UUGAUUGAUCACAUGCUGCUGUGACGCAGUGGCCAAGACGAUGUGUGAUCUGCAGUUCUACUGUUCCUCUUCAAUAAAUUUCAAGCACAGAAAGAUGUUCAACAGCAGUUUAUUAUAUGAAAAAAGGCCUUUGAAAAAGCCUCGGAUUGGGCCUCCAGAUGUAUACCCCCAAGAACCAAAACAAAAAGAAGAUGAACUCACUAGUAUUAACGUUAAACAAGGAUUUCUCACCAUGACCCAUUUAAGCGAUGAGUUUGGAACUGCCAGAAACUGUAAUGUUAAUGCUAACAAGGUUGGGGCCUACUUCAGUGGAAUUAUUGCUCGUAAGGAGGAACUUUCUAUGCUUCCUGAUUCGGGACGUAAGAGACAACAAAUCAAUCCCAAAGAUAACUUCUGGCCUGUAACCAACAGAACAAAGAAUUACAUAGAAGCUUGGUUCAAAGAUCUUUCUGGUAACAAGCCCUUGAUGAAUCUGGCCAAAAGAGCUCCAAAUUUCAAUAAGAAAGAAGAGAUUUAUAUGAUGCUCACUGAAUAUCAAGUCCCCAUGCUCAGGGCAGCUUGGUUCAUAAAGCUGAGCUCCGCAUACACAGUUGCUGUUUCAGAAACCAAAAUCAAGAAACGUCAAAUGCCUGAUCCAACUACUGAAUGGACUAGUACAACACUGAAAUUUCUCAAAGACCAAAUUCCAAAACUGCAGGAGUUUUACUCGCAAGUAGAAAAACCACCUCCAGCUAAUGCAACAUUGAAUGCUGUUCACACUAUGGAGACUGAACAAAAACUUGCAGUCCGACAUUGGACAUAUUGUAUUAGACUUCUGAAAUACUUAUAUGAAGAAGGUUUGAUGGAUAGGCAAGAAGUGUUGAACUGGAUUAUUGAUCUGUUGGAAAAACAGAAAUCGCAGCCUGCAGAUGAUGGAAUGUUGAGAUUAUUUUUACCUCUUACGUUACAGUAUUUAGACGAAUUUGUUCAGUCAGAACUUCUAUGUAGAAGGUUGUCCCAUUUUUGUACAAAAAAAUUAAGUAGUAUGUUGAACAAUGUUGCUGAGACAAAUUUGAUGACUUCUCCUCCAAGCGAGAGUAAAACAGAACAAAAAGAUGUCGAUAAAGAGAAAAAAGAGACUGUUGUUUCUAAUCCUAUUCAAAGUACUUUGAUUGAAUAUCAGAACUGUCCUCAUCAUCGUGAUAUUGUUCUACAAUUGAGUACCAUCAUUCAAACGAUAGUACUGGAAUGCCCAACGGCCUUGGUGUGGUGUCCUACAGUUUUCACCAGUUCAUCUGAUCAAGAAAAUGCUGUCGUGAAACUACUUUGCGAGUGGGCAGUGUCUCCCGAAAGAACUGGAGAACAUAGAGCUCUUGCCGUUGCAGCCUUGUUGGAUAGAAGACAGUCCGACACAAACACUCCUGGUGAUCAAGAAGCUGCACAUGGAGACGAUAAAGAUUCCAACAGUAGCAUUCCUGGGGGUCCUCCCAUGUUUCAGUCCUUGCUGAUGAAGUUUUUGGAUAUGGAUGCCCCUGUUCCUGCACCAGAUGAUUGUUCUAUGAAGAAGACAGCAUUCUCCAAUUUGGUCCAUCUCUUUGCGGAAUUGAUUCGUCGCGAUGUUUUCUCCCAUGAUGCUUAUAUGUGCACUUUGAUAUCAAGAGGAGAUUUAUUGGGACACGAAGAGACAACUGACACUAUGUCCAGUCAUCAUCAUCAUACCAAAAUGGAGCCAAUGGAUUAUGAUGACGCAAACAUCGACCAUGAUCUUGAUAAAAUCUUACAAAAUAUCAAGGAAGAUCAGCAGAACUCCAUGGAUGUUCCUGAUAGCCCAAAAGAGCACGAUCAUGGUCAUCAUACGCAUGUGCCUUCUUCAAUUGGUCACGUUCCUAUGGAAAGUGAUCAUAAUGAUCACAAAGUGAAACCCUCACGUCAUCUAUUAUAUACCACCCAUUUCCCUCUGAGUCAAGAUGAUCCCUUUUGUCAACAUGACUGUAAUCAACGACACGUUCUGCUCUAUGGUGUGGGAAAAAAUCGUGAUGAAGCCAGGCACACGGUGAAGAAGAUGUCGAAAGAAAUUUGCAAACUCUUCUCGAAAAAAUUCAGCGUAGAUGUCGCAGAAGGGGGCAAAGUCAAAAAGCAUUCCAGAAAUGAGUUCAACUUCGAGGCCACUACUCAAAAAUGCCAGAGUCUUAGCUACUUUGAUCAACAUCUUGUCACUUAUCAGUGCAGCGUCACAGUGAUAGAGAUGCUCAAUUCGUUUGCCACAGGAAAUUCCAACUAUUUACCCGUUCAAGAGCAUGUAGCAUUCUUGUUCGACUUGAUGGAACUAGCGUUGAAUAUUUACGGUUUGAUAGAUGUAUGUAUACAAAUUUUGAAAGAACUACCGGAGGUCGAGACUCAGUUGUACAAUAAAAAUUCAGUGCUCAGUAGGAAUUAUACAACUUCUUUAAGUUUGUACGUGGUUGGAGUGUUGAGAAGGUAUCACUGCUGUCUAUUAUUGUCGCCAGAACAGACAUCCGCUGUUUUUGAAGGUCUUUGCAAAGUCGUUAAGCACGUAUCGAAUCCUGGGGAUUGCAGCUCAGCGGAACGAUGUAUCCUUGCUCACUUAUAUGACUUGUAUUCAUCGUGCAGUCUUCUUAAAUCUAAACCGCACACCGUGGAACCAUUCGGAAAUGCUUAUCCCAAAAUUAAGCAAGCUCUAUAUACGUCACCCCAACCUACACCCAGUAAUAUUUAUGUGUACAACGCUCAGUAUAUGCAGGAGCUAUUCAUAAGUCCGCGAAGAGCUGGCAGGAUAGACAGUGUUUUAGCAAAGCAGCUCAACGAAAACGGGAACAAUAGGUAUUCUUUUGUCAGCAAUGCCGUGAUUCAUGUUUGUCGGGAGACAGACAAUGAGAGGCUGAACGAUUUGGCAAUUCUAUGUGCUGAAAUGACUGCUUGUUGUAACUCAUUGGCUUCCGAGUGGUUGGGAGUACUGCUAACCCUUUGCUGCCCUCUGUCUCAUCCUGGGUACUAUGCAGAUGUUUUGAACCAGCUGGAUAUUCAGGAUGUUGGUAUUCACAACGCAUUGGCAGUAUUCACCUGUAUUUUGAUUGCAAGACACUGCUUUUCAUUAGAAGACUUUGUGAGAAGAGUUGCUCUACCUAGCUUGCUCAAGGUGAAAUCUCUUGAUAAUGGUGAAGGUCGUGCCGAAGGUGGCAUGCGUCUCACCUGUCACCUGCUACUGCGUCUUUUCAGAACUGCCGAGGGUCCCCAACCGGGCCUUUAUUCUGUUGGAUCCCCCCCGCUAACAGCUCCACGGCCGCCCUUGGGUGUCAGGUUGAGUUGCGACCGUCAUCUCUUGGCUGCCGCUCACAGAAAUAUACAUGUUGGUCCUGUUUUGGCAGUACUCAAGGCAGUUUUGAUUGUUGGUGACGCCACCGCUAAAGAGGGCACUGAGUUGAGUUUAAGUAAUAUUUUAGGGACGAGUGAUCUGCAUAGCGGGUCAGACGGACCUAGCUUGGACCUGCCGAUGAACGUGGAUGUGUGCGGAUCACGGACGACACAUAGGCAGUCUAGUACGGGAAAUGCAGAGAGUACCGCAUCACUGUCGGCCUUUGCUUGUCACGUUCUCAGAGAAAUAUGUUCGCAGCAAUGGGUCCUAGAAAGAUGUUUGUCAUCUGAUGAACUUUGUCAUGUCGAUAAUCUUUUGGAUCCUCUUCUGUCACAUUCCCAGGCUCAGAGAUUGUUGCACAUGAUUUGUUAUCCGGAUGCCGGAUGUAGUAUUGAAUCUCUCGAUCAAAAAUCUAUGAUCAGUAGGAUUUUAGAGAAUUUGGAACAGUGGACUCUUCGCAUGUCCAUUCUCGAUCUCCAACUCAUGUUCGAGCAGUUCAGUCCCAAUUCCCCUGAACUAUCCCAAUGGCUUGACACUGUGGCCAAGGCUGCUAUUGAUGUUUUCCAACUCAACGCUCCAUACGAUUCUAUGAUUCAAGACGAGAAGAAAAACGAGAAAAAACAACAGAAUUCAAUAUGGCUGGUCGCUCCGUUGAUCUCGAAACUCCCUUCGGCCAUUCAGGGCCGCGUGCUGAAAGUUGCAGGACAGGUUCUUGAGAGCGGAGGCUGGUGCAAGGAACAGAAGAAUAAGAUGAGGGGUUACGGGGAGUAUCAGAGCUUGAUGAGUCACCAACCGUUUUUGACUUUGGUGCUUACUUGUCUCAAGGGUCAGGAAGAAGGCCAAAGGGAGGGAUUGUUGUCUUCGUUGCAUCAGCAGCUGUCUCAGCUUGUACAGCAGGCAAAAGAAGGCAAUCUACAGGAUAUUUGCAGCAGUGAAAGGACUUUGGAGGGUCUCCAGCUCCGUUUUGCUCUAGUAGGAGGGGUUUUUGAAGCAUUCCAGAGAAAUCCGUCUGCAACCACCGACUGGGCAUUAUUACUGGUACAGUUGGUAACUUAUGGUCUCAUCGAUCUGCACACUCAUAACGAUCUGUUUACCGUCAUUAUUGACAUGUUAGCUACUUUAGUUCAUUCAGCAAAAGCAACGGACAGUCAGGACGACAGCAGGAAAAUGUACCCGAAUCUCUUGAAGAAAUUGAAAAAGGAAGUGGGAGAUCGGCAGAGUGCUUCUUUGCUGCAUAUUUGCCAGUUACUUCCUCUACCAAGAAUUGUAACAGAAGUGAUUGCUGUUGAACCUGCGGGAUCUGGCAAAGGAAACAAACUCAGCUUCGAUAGUGUUGAUAAAAAGCACGAUCUCCAGGUGAGUGACAAACAACGUGUUAGCAGUUGGGAUAUUCUAGAAGGGAUGAAGAAUCCUGCACCUCUUUCUUGGGCAUGGUUUGGAGCUGUAAGACUAGAAAGGAAACCUUUGGCUUGUGAGGAUACACACAGGCUACUCAAAUACCACACACACAAUCUGCAGAGGCCUGCAUCACAUUAUUUGGAUCCUCCUCCACUACCACCAGAAGAUUUAGAACCGAUACCUGAUAAACCUCUAAAGGACAUUGACCUGAAGGCUGACACACCAUCAUCAGUGGAUCAGAGCCCAGCCGGAGGAGUUGGUAAAGGUCGAGGCAAAGGCCAAAGGAAGCCAAGGAAACCCAAGGCAGGUCCUGGUCCGAUGCAUGUUAGUCCAAUCUCAAUGGGGCAGUCUCCGCUAGGCCAAGGCAACCCCGGAAUGCCGAUACAAGGAAACAACCCUCAGAUGGGCCAUAACAUGGGCGGGUAUGCUCAAGGUCCUGGAAUGCAGCAACAGGGUCAGCAGUAUGGAGGCAACGCAGGUCAGCAGAACUGGUAUGGCCAGAACCCACAGCAAGGAUAUUAUCAGCAGAUGCCAGUGAAUCGAUUUGAAAGACCUCAGCAACUGAAUACUCCGAAACAAGCUCUGUCCAAUAUGAUUCGUUCAAGACAUUCCAUCAACACAUUCAUGCCAGGCAUGCAGGCAAAUCCAAAUACGCAACAGCCUGCAGCUAACUAUCCCCAAAUGCAGAGAGGUUUCCCAAGGCAGGCUAUAAGACAACCGCAUCCAAACACUAUGCAGCCUAGUCAGGGCAUGUUUCCGCAGCAGUAUGGUGGCAUGCAGACAGCGAUGGGACAACAGUAUGGUAAUUAUGGUGGCAACCCACAGACAAUGAUGCAAGGAGGGCAACAAAUGAUGCAAGGAGCUCAAAACAAUAUGUUUGCGGGACAGCAGCAAGGUUUCGGACAACCUCGACCAGCUCAACCGGACUACAGGCAAAUCCAGCAGAAUCCCCGUCCACCCUACAUGCAACAAGCUCCCAAUGUCACUAUGAAUACUAGCAUGUCGGGAAUGGGAGGAAUGGCUGGCCAGGGUGGUCCAGCCCCGCCAUAUUCCAGACCUGGUGCGCAAGGAAUGCAACCCAACGUCCAAAAUCAAAACCAAUUCCAGCAGCAACAAAGAAUGAGGUUGAUGGCCAUGCAACAGCAACAACAGCAGCAGCAGCAACAACAACAAGGGGGUCCACAGGGUAGUCAACCAUCUCAUACUUUAGUGGCUCAUUUGCAGAGGCAGCAGAUGAACCCAGGACAAUAUCACCAACCUCCUCCGUACAACAUGCAGUAGAUAGAAAAGUGGAGAAUAUGACAUGAAGUGUGUGUGAGUUGAGUGUGGGCGUGUGUGUGAACUUAUGAGGUCAAAUUGUGAUAUAUUUUAUUUAUACAAUAGAAUCAAUGAAUCAAUUAAAAAUAUUCUUUGUUGUCUGAA
Messenger RNA from Leptinotarsa decemlineata (Colorado potato beetle), 6172 nucleotides. RefSeq names its product mediator complex subunit kohtalo (gene kto). Lineage: Eukaryota; Metazoa; Arthropoda; Insecta; Coleoptera; Chrysomelidae. The record is from RefSeq and is a predicted model, not a curated record. Gene Ontology annotation, molecular function: transcription coactivator activity; transcription factor binding. Gene Ontology annotation, cellular component: mediator complex. Gene Ontology annotation, biological process: positive regulation of transcription by RNA polymerase II.